UAUAAUCAUGGAUUCAGCUACAUCCCUGAAUCGUCUCCUCGCCGUUCUGGCCGAGCGUGAUAUUGGUCUAGGCUACGAUGACCUGGCUUGGUUAUUCGAUUCUCCUCAAACCAGGGACUCUAUGGUAUCAUGGGUUCAUGAAUAUCUAGCUUCACCUACUCUUCUUAGCCCAGAAGAACUCGAUAUGUGUUCAAACUACAAAAUUCCACCUGACCAUGGAAUGCCGCGCCCUAUGCGAGAACCUGAUUUUGAAUCUGCCAUCGACUCUCUGGAAGCUAGCACUGCAGCCAUAGAGAAGCAGACAGCUAGAUUGGAAGCUCAGCGAGAUGCUUUGAGAAAGUUACAACAUCUGAAUAGGGAGCCUUCGUCGACUGUCUCCGACAAUGACGAGAAACGAUCAAGCCAGGCACGAGCAAGAGCCCAGCUGGAUAUGGAAACCAAAGAGCUCACCGAAUAUAUUCAGCAGCGCGUCACUGUGACCAGACGACACGCAGAUUCGAGUCUGAACCUGCUCAAAACAUCGUCCCAACGUCAACUAGACAAAGACGAUCGCCUGCUUGAUGGACUGCANAAAGUCAUGUUCAAACUCGGUCCGCUCGAGACGAGUGAAAAGCAACUUCCGGACUUCAACGCUUUGUCGCGGGCUUUGAUGAAACUGGAAAGCAAAAUUAUCAAGGAUCGAACGAAUGCUACUUACCUUGAGGCUCUUGAUAGCCUGGCUAACGAGUCUGAUGACUUUGAGCAUCAGAACAGUACACAGACAGCCCAUGAAGCAUAUGAAUUGGCUGAAGAGCUUCAAAGUUUGAUUACGGAAGUGGACUCGGUGCUCGACAUGACCAUCAGCAGGCGAUACCGAGCACCUAUCGUCAAUGCUCUGAAUCUAUCUGACACACAAGCUCAGCUCGAACAACGAAAUUGGCUAGAAUACGUUGUAAGAACACUAGAUGAGCUUGCCCACAAGACUGAGGAUCUGGCCUCCUGUACACAAGACGCCUUGGCCUACACAUCUGCAAUCAGCCAGGUUUCAAAUGCGCUCGCCGAGACACUUCCACCACCAAUACAGCCACCGCCUAGACUCGAUAGAAAGCCAUCAACCAGAGGCCCCUCGCCUAAGAAAACAAUGAACCCCAUUCUGCACCGCCAAGGAGCCAAAGAUCCAGCUCUGGAAAUAAUUGGACACUACGGUAUACGUCUAACCGUCGAUCUUGAAACAGACCCCGAGGCUGUUUCUCAAGCCCUGCAUUCAGCCAUGCUCGAACGUCAAUCACGUCUCAAAGAUUUGCAAGAAUCUACCGAGUCAUCUAUCGCUGCACAAGUGGCCGAGUCGAUAAAUAUGGCAGAUGGAGAUUUGCAGAAUUUGUUGAGAGCACUAUAUGCUUAUUCACCUCACACCACUGUGCACUUAGCAGACAAUAAAGCCAAGCAUAGACUGGAACACCUAGACCAUGAGAUCGAGAGACUAGGAGAUGGUAUCAAGAGGCUUGAUGUCGAUCGCCUCGCGGAGGCCGAACAAAGGAGACUCUCAGCUGCCCUUGGUCCCUUGUCUGGG
This is a messenger RNA of Aureobasidium musti, 1549 nucleotides long. The record is from the annotation of a GenBank genome assembly. NCBI's taxonomy places the organism in Eukaryota, Fungi, Ascomycota, Dothideomycetes, Dothideales, Saccotheciaceae.